Messenger RNA from Williopsis jadinii, 2171 nucleotides. RefSeq names its product F-box protein. The record is from RefSeq and is a predicted model, not a curated record. Bases 107 to 2050 code for a protein of 647 amino acids. Gene Ontology annotation, molecular function: protein binding. NCBI's taxonomy places the organism in Eukaryota, Fungi, Ascomycota, Saccharomycetes, Phaffomycetales, Wickerhamomycetaceae. The transcript has a single exon.
CUUAUUGCACGCAGUUGGGGAGGAGCACAGCAUUCUUAGCCAGUGUUGUUGAUCAAGGAGACCAUUAGUUGUUGUACAGCGUGUGUUAACUGCUCUGCUGCACCGAAUGCCAAAGCGAAACAGCACCUUUGAGGACCCACAGCAGGCUCUGAAGCGAGCAUACAGAGUGUUGUCAUUGACAGACUUACCAGAUGACAUCUUGACGAGGAUAUUCUCAUAUCUCCCACAAAACGAUGUGCUGAACCUCAUGGGACUAUCUUCGAAGCUGGUGAAUCCCGGCCAGAUGAGACUCUACAGGUCGUUGGUGAUCUGUGAGAAGCUGAACGAUAAGUUCUACCAGUCCCUUGCAGAGUGCACGGGGAGAACGUUGAUAUCUUCCUGGCCCAGGAUCUCGUCAUUCUUUGAAAACAUAUACACGAAGAUCAACAAGGGCAGAGUGAAUGAGCUCAAGUACUUGGAAUACGUGGAGGAAAUUGCCAGCUUCAACGUUUUGGAUUCUGGCCAAUUGGACCAGUAUAGGCACUUGACACAGUCUGAUCUGAACUACAUCUUGAAACUGAGACAGUACUGGGAUACUGUUGUUGGCGCAUUGCCAAAUUUGAAGUCCAUCGUUCUGCCAAAGAUCCCACUCUCCAAGCUAUCCUCGCUGAACCCAAGCGUUGUGAAUAACCUGAGGAAGCUGUCCAUCAGACUGGACGAUGGUGCGUUGGACCCAGAUCUCAAGUUCUCGGAACUCGCUGAUCUGACAAUCAACAUGUGGUUAGUAGACAGCUCUCCAGAUGCUCCAGAAGGACACAGAGAAGCACUCGCAAAGAACUUGAUGCAGAUUGUUGGUCAUGGAGGCACUAAUACGAAACUGAAGUCGUUAGAAGUCAACGGUGCGUUUGGCUUGUUGGACAAGGCAAUGGAACACUUUGAUAGACACUUCCAGUAUGAUGAGAAUGUGUCUUUAGGAGGUGGCAUGAAAAAGGCAUAUGAAAUGGGUGUGGAGUACGAACGGAACCGUAUUGAAUUUGGUGACAAUGAUGAAACGAACAGUCAGUACCUUGACGAUGAUAACGACGAGGACGAAAACAGUAGUGGAUCGUUUCAAAGAACUGCUGCCAACUUUCCAUGGAGUGGUACAACAUUGGACUAUCAGUAUCGUGUAUACAGCACACCAAGUGCCUUCAUCCUUGAGACUUUGGCAAAGGUCAAAUUUCCAAAUCUCUACAAGUUUGUCAUCUCAAACAUUGACACACUCGAUGAUCCACUCAUCUUGGGCUCGAAAGCUCCCUUUGAGAAUGCAUCGUUUUGGGAACUGCUGAAGCCAAGUGCAGAGCUUGGUAACCUUACUGAAUUGCAUAUAAAGAAUUGCUGGUCAGGUGAAUUUAGUUAUCCAUCAGCUCCUAGCCAAACAAUUGAUACGUCCAGUUCAAGUUUCUACCCUAUUAAGAGUCUGAAGAAGCUGACAUUUUCCAUACCAAGUGUUUCAACCUCUUUCUGCGAUCGAUUUGAUCAGUUCUUCAUCAAUGCAGAAUCUCCUAGCCUCGAGGAGCUGACCAUCAUCAACUGCUCGUACGGUGUCUACAAAACACUACCCAGAAGAUUAUUCACAAAUUUACAGGGUUUCAAGAAGUUGAAGAAGUUUACAAUGCACGAUAACUCUUCGAGAAUUAUACUGAACCAGAAGAUCUUGAAUUGUCAGAUAUACCAGUCCUUUUGGUCAUUCUAUGAUCUUACGGCCAUUGAUGACAAGUUAUUUGAGUUAUCUCUAUCGUUGAGGGAAUAUACCAAUGCAUCAAAUAGAGUAGAUGACUAUGGACAAGGUUGUGCGAGAUGCUUCCAGCAGCAAUAUCUCCCAUUUUUAACAGAGAUUGAAGAUGCUGUAUUCCUGGUCUUUCUGCCUCAGAUUCGAACGAUUUGUGAAGCACUUGAAAGACAUGGAGAUAUCUUCAAAGUCUUCCCUCAGUUUGAGCAGUUGAACUUGCUGGGUUUUGUAUUUGACAAGACAGAUCUUGAGUACGUCGUUAAGAAGAACAGGUUCCAUCAACGCAUUCGUGAUUAUUAGUCACAGGAAUUAUUUAAUAUUUAAUCAAUCAUUCAGAAGGAUAAAUUCUCUGUUGGCCUCUCUUCCUUUAAUUCGAUUACUUGAGCUUCUAGUUAAAUGCCCUUUGAGUAGACUGGAAAGG